This is a messenger RNA of Leptosia nina, 1470 nucleotides long. The record is from the annotation of a GenBank genome assembly. Lineage: Eukaryota; Metazoa; Arthropoda; Insecta; Lepidoptera; Pieridae.
AUGUCGCCACUAAAAGUGUACCUGGUUCGGACGAUGGCAACGCUCAUACGAUUAUUUAUUUUGUGUGCCAUUCUAGUUAACGUUCAAUGCCAAAAAGAGAAGGAGGCGGAAUUCGUCUGUCCGGAGGGUACGCAAGGUAAUGGAAAUUUCGCAGACCCCGCAACUUGUAGGAGAUUUUAUCAAUGUGUGGAUGGAUAUCCAUAUUUGAAUAGAUGUCCUUCUGGGCUCUACUUCGAUGACAUUAGUAAAUAUUGCACUUUUAAGGACGAAGCUCGAUGCGGACCCAUUGCAACUACACCGGCACCUAUAACCGAAGCACCAACAGACCUCGCAACGCGAUGCGACACAGCAGAAUGCCAACUGCCAUACUGCUUCUGUUCCAAGGACGGCACGAUCAUUCCAGGUGGUUUGGACCCAGAGGAUACGCCACAAAUGAUAAUGUUAACAUUUGACGGUGCGGUCAAUUUGAAUAAUUUCGACUUAUACAAGAAAGUUUUCAACGGAAAGUUGCGCAAUCCGAACGGUUGCCCGAUCCGGGGCACUUUCUUCUUAUCUCACGAAUACAGUAAUUAUGCCAUGGUUCAAAAGCUAGCUCAUGAUGGCCACGAAAUUGCGACAGGCACAAUAUCCCAACAGCAAGGCUUACAGGACAAAGGCUACGAGGAAUGGGCUGGCGAGAUGAUCGGUAUGCGUGAAGUUCUACGAAAGUUUGCGAACAUUUCGCGUUCGGAGAUCGUCGGCGCUCGAGCGCCUUUCCUCAAGCCGGGUAGAAACACGCAAUUCAAGGUGUUAGAAGAUUUCGGUUACAUCUACGACAGUUCUGUGGGGGUACCACCUCUGCCGAUACCAGUCUGGCCCUACACCCUUGACUAUAAGAUCGCCCAUGAAUGUAAAUCCGGCACCUGCCCUACAAAAUCUUUCCCUGGUCUCUGGGAGGUGCCGUUUAACGCCCAUUACGUGGAGACGUACGAGGGCGGCCAUUGUCCUUACUUGGAUCAAUGUGUUCUACACAAUCACGAUUCGGACGAUGUAUUGGAGUGGCUCCAAGAAGACUUCAACCGCUACUACGAGCAAAACCGCGCACCGUACAUGAUGCCCUUCCACACAAAUUGGUUCCAGAUCAAGGAAUUAGAGCGGGGCUUACACAAGUUUCUGCAUUGGGCUAGUAACCAACAAGACGUGUGGUUCGUGACAGUCACUCAAGCCCUGACCUGGAUGACUGAGCCUCGGUCUGUGAAGUCCCUCAACAACUACGAAGCUUGGAGGUGUGACAAAAAGGACCUUCCACUAGCGCCGUGCAAUAUAUCCAACAAGUGCGCGCUGUCAUUCAAACACCCCGAUACAAACUUUACUGACACCCGAUACAUGGAGACGUGCACUGAAUGUCCUAAUCAAUACCCUUGGCUGGGCGACUCGGGUGGAACAGGCAUACCCGGGAAAGACAAUUACAUACCCGAUAACCUUAAGUGA